AUGUUUCGACGGUUCUUCAGUGUAUCUUCUGUCAGUUUGACGAAGCGUCCUACAGAAUGGUCACUACCAAAUUUGGACAAAUUACCGGGAGGAUUCAGAGGAAAAGUGUAUAAUAAAAAAGAUUGGACAAAGUACCUUGAGAAAAAUACAGAUAUCAUAGAAAAGGAAGAGCAAAGCAAACCGCAUCAGUAUAUCACAGCCCCACCAAAGAACUGGAGGAAGAUGAAAGAUCUCCCGGAAUAUAUGAGAAACAAAUAUGCAUUAAAAGAGAAAGCAAUGAGUAUAGAUCUAAGCAAGAUCAAAAGGCUCAGUCGAUCAGCUAUGGAUGGAAUAAGGACUCUUCAUAAUAAGUACCCGCAAGAGCUCAAUACGGAAAAACUAUCACAGUUUUUCAAGAUCUCACCUGUGACUAUAUCAAAGAUAUUGAAGUCUAAAUGGAAGCCAUCAGAAAAAGAGCUGGAGAAAAAGAAGGCCAAGUGGGAGGAGAGAGGUCAGAUGCUCGUAGAACGGCGAAUCAUAGACCAAAAGAUGCAAGACUUCUUUGAGACCAAGGAGUCUGAACUAAAAAUGGAGAUUCCAUACUUUGUUAAGCAAGAAGUGUCUGACUAUAUACGUUUGCAUGGGCUUGAAGAGUUGGAAGAAACGUUUGAAAAGUUGAACGAGGCCAGAGUUCAAAAGCAGAAUUUGAAGGAGGGUGAUGAGUGA
Molecule: messenger RNA, 705 nt
Organism: Brettanomyces nanus
Lineage: Eukaryota; Fungi; Ascomycota; Pichiomycetes; Pichiales; Pichiaceae
Exons: 1
Coding region: 1-705 (234 amino acids)
Cellular component (GO): nucleus
Source: RefSeq, a predicted model, not a curated record